Colius striatus (speckled mousebird) is the source of this 1065-nucleotide messenger RNA. It is a transcript of the gene GNAT2, whose product is annotated as G protein subunit alpha transducin 2. Bases 1 to 1065 code for a protein of 354 amino acids. The transcript has 8 exons. Gene Ontology annotation, cellular component: photoreceptor inner segment; heterotrimeric G-protein complex; photoreceptor outer segment. Gene Ontology annotation, biological process: adenylate cyclase-modulating G protein-coupled receptor signaling pathway; detection of chemical stimulus involved in sensory perception of bitter taste. Lineage: Eukaryota; Metazoa; Chordata; Aves; Coliiformes; Coliidae. The record is from RefSeq and is a predicted model, not a curated record. Gene Ontology annotation, molecular function: G-protein beta/gamma-subunit complex binding; GTP binding; G protein-coupled receptor binding.
AUGGGGAGCGGGGCCAGCGCCGAGGACAAGGAGAUGGCCAAAAGGUCCAAGGAGCUGGAGAAGAAGCUCCAGGAGGACGCGGAUAAAGAGGCCAAGACAGUCAAGUUGCUUUUGCUUGGGGCUGGAGAGUCGGGCAAGAGCACCAUCGUGAAGCAGAUGAAGAUCAUCCACCAAGAUGGCUACACGGCUGAGGAGUGCAUGGAGUUCAAGGCCAUCAUCUAUGGCAACAUCCUGCAGUCCAUCCUGGCCAUCAUCCGCGCCAUGUCCACCCUGGGCAUCGACUACGCCGAGUCCUCCCGCGCGGACGAUGGCCGGCAGCUCUUCAACUUGGCCGACUCCAUUGAGGAGGGCACGAUGCCGCCCGAGCUGGUCGACUGCAUCAAGAAGCUGUGGAAGGACGGGGGGGUUCAGGCGUGUUUCGACCGUGCUGCUGAGUAUCAGCUCAAUGAUUCUGCUGCAUAUUACCUGAACCAACUGGACAGGAUCACGGCUCCCGACUACCUGCCCAACGAGCAGGACGUGCUGCGCUCCCGCGUCAAGACCACGGGCAUCAUCGAGACCAAAUUCUCUGUCAAAGACCUCAAUUUCAGGAUGUUCGACGUGGGAGGGCAGAGAUCAGAGAGGAAGAAGUGGAUCCACUGCUUCGAGGGGGUGACCUGCAUCAUCUUCUGCGGGGCACUGAGCGCCUACGACAUGGUGCUGGUGGAGGAUGAUGAAGUGAACCGCAUGCACGAGUCCCUGCACCUCUUCAACAGUAUAUGCAACCACAAGUUCUUUGCAGCCACCUCCAUCAUCCUCUUCCUCAACAAGAAAGACCUUUUUGAGGAAAAGAUCAAAAAGGUCCAUCUCAGCAUUUGCUUCCCAGAUUAUGAUGGUCCCAACACGUUUGAAGAUGCAGGGAAUUAUAUCAAGACCCAGUUCCUGGAUCUGAACAUGAGGAAGGACGUGAAGGAGAUCUACAGCCACAUGACCUGUGCCACAGACACACAGAACGUCAAGUUUGUCUUUGACGCCGUCACAGAUGUCAUCAUCAAAGAGAACCUCAAGGACUGCGGCCUCUUCUGA